Caenorhabditis auriculariae is the source of this 13182-nucleotide messenger RNA. NCBI's taxonomy places the organism in Eukaryota, Metazoa, Nematoda, Chromadorea, Rhabditida, Rhabditidae. The record is from the annotation of a GenBank genome assembly.
AUGAAGCCUUCUGGAAUCGAUCCGACUCUUCGGGAUUUUCUCGGCCUCGCAUUGCUCUGCACUCUGGGAGCCGCCUACGAACUUGUAAUACUCUCUGAAGCUACCGAAAAACAAAACUGUAUUUUCAGUACAUCGAUCCCAAGGACUACCAGUACACUGGGACACUUGUCGAUAAAUCGUCCGUCGCGGAACGUCCUUGGGAGCCGAUUCGCUUCAAGUUUUUCUUGGAUGAAUCCAUGUUCACGUGAGUUCUUCGAAACUUCUGCUUUUUAAUGUGUUACACCGGAAGAGAAACUGGCACUUUUGUGUAAGUUUUAUGCGUGUUGAAGGCUAUUGUUUAUGAGCCUCAAAAGCUUGUGGUCAGGACGCGUGCAAAGGGACCAAGAAAUAAACAGGCGCUUUUCUCACAUGCAUAUUUCGUGAUGUCAAACUCGACUACGAGGCAAAAAAAAGAAGAAGAAAAGAAAACAGUUCCUUUGGAAAAACUCAUUCGCGUGAUGGUCGACUUUACAAAAAUGAAUAAGAAAGAGAAAAUAAACUGUGAGCGACACGUUCUGAAAAUCUGGAGCUAAAUUUAUGUUUUACCUCAUAAUUUAUGUUGUACCUCAUAAUUUAUGUCAUGUACACUAUCACCAACAAAAGUUUCAGAAAAGUUAACACGGCCCAGAGGGAAUAUCUAAAAAGAGUCUUAAAAGAGUCGCUCCAAUUCUAUUCUGACUCGAAUGUGCGCGUUCAACGAGAUCCCAAUGGACUAGCUGCGGACAAAACGUUUUUUAUAUACAUUCGCGAAUCUUUGAAAACAACGGCUAAUUGUAGUCAAUACGGAAGACAGUUUAUUAAAGGACAUUAUGCCGCUGAUUUUAAUGAGACGUUUGAAUAUCCCGAAUCAGCUCAUUUCUUCAAGGUGAGCAGUUUUGUUCUUGGUAAAUCAUUAAAAAAAUUUUUGAGGUGCUGCAGUUUGCAUGAAAAUGUUCAAAAUGCGAUCUGACAAAAAAAAUUGAGGAAUUUUCUCGCCUUCCCUCUCUGGGAAAGUUCCAAAACGCGGGGGCGAAUCUGUAUUCUAGAAUGGCCCCCCGCAGUACAAAACGGGGGCCGAUUCUGAAACGCCUAGGCAAUCUUUCAUAUUCGCCUCCCGCACUGCUUUGAAAUAGUUCCCCCAGAGCUCAUUCGAACAAUCCCCCCUCCCAUUACAGAAUGACCCUCUUCCCUUUCAGAAUGACCCUCCUCCCAUUUUAGGAAUAAUCCCAAGUUACCACCAUGUUUGAUUUUAAGUAUGAAUAUAUAAUCAAUCGAUCCGUCUUGUCGAGAUACGUACAAAAAAGAAACAAUAACUGGGCGCUAGUAAUAAGAAAUAACUUUAAUUUCUUUUCGCUGUGGCUCAGUUUUUCGUAGCAAACCAGAGUCGGCUUCGCGCUAUGCGCGCUCCGCCUCCGUGCGAAGGAUUUACUAAGCCUAAUCAAAGUUUUUGGCAAAGUCGGAUUAUGCCGAUUUCAUAAUCUGAACUUCUCAUGAUACGCGGUCAGCGACAUGAUUUCUGGAAAUCAUAUCAUGAAUAUUUUUAGACUUUCAUAAUGAACACGAAUUUACAUCAGAAAAAACAAAAAAAAAAAAUUUAAAACAAACCAUAACAAAAAAUGAAAAGGACAAAUUUCAAAAAAAAAAUUCAAAAAUGUAGGCUCUGACACAUUUUCUACAGGAUUGAUGCGAGACUUAUAUGUGGUGUGGGGGGCUAUACUGGAUAGUUGCGGGGGCUUGUCCGAACGGGUCGCGGGGGUUAUACUGUAAUAUGCCCAAGGAUUUUCACGCCGAAAUGCAAAACUUGGAAGGAGGGAACCUUAUGCGGCGGCUUCAGAAGUCAGCAGGCGCCUCCCGAAUUGUAAAAUGUUUUUUUUUCGCAAAUUCGCGGCUAACAGAAAUUUAACAUGGUCCAAUUCACUACCAUACUAGCGAUCAAUUUAAAAACAGAUCAUUAGUCAAUUUGCCCACCGUGAGGCGUUCGUUAAGAGAUGUGUAACUUUUCGAAAUAGUUGCAUGCGAGUUUGCUUGAUAUUUGUGAAAAACGUACUGAAAUAAAGGCUUCUCAUUUCUCUGUACUGCAGUGCCCUACACAGAACGCCGCUGGGUGUAUGGAGGACGCAAAUUUCGAAUAUCUCGAUGUUGGUAUUUUUGAAUUUAAGCCGAAUCUCAAACCGCUAUGCAGUGGGGCCCGUUUAAAGUUCGUUCUGCCAGUUACCGCAGUGAAAUCGACAGCAAUGCACUGCGUACUCGUGAAACGAAGCAAAAAACGCAGAUAUAUUUCGAUGAAACCCAACCAUGCCAAAACUCUUUUAAUUACUUUUUUUCUCCAAUCUUGGGAUGCGAUAUUAUUUUGAUGGCUUAUAUCACUUCAAAAAUUAGACUUAUCAAAUCGAAAGAAAAACUAAAAGAGGGACCGAAAGUGUAAAUUACAAACUAUUAGUACUUAAUUUUAGUUAUUUUACCGGAGGUAUGAAUGAAAAAUGCCAGUGAAAUAUCGAAGUGUGAAUUUUCCGAUUUUCUCAUAUCACUAGGGAACUUUCCGACUAUUCCUCUCCCACCAAUUUUUUUCUCGAUAAUCUCGUCUUUUUGAAUUAAAAACAAAAAAAGGUUGUUGAUUUAUUCUUAAAACACAAAGAAAAAGGUGAACAAUGGUAAUAGAUCGAUUAUAAACAAACUUUUUUAUAUGUUUAUGAGACCUAUUAGCAUGUGCUCGCGCUUUCCAAACGAUUUUUAACUGGAAUUUCUAGUCUGAUCAUGUUUGACUUGAACGACCCCUCGUUGAUUUCGGUUGCUUCAAUCUUCCGAAAAAUUGACGAAAUCCAAAACUUUUUCUUGUUAAAAUGAUUGUAGAACAAUUUUAAGCUGAUUAAAUAUCGAAAAGCACUCCUUAGACGCGCUCAAAGUCGUCGACCCAAUGCAUAAAUAUUGAGAAAACGAUGACUUUUGUGUGUAAAAAGUAUGAUUGGGUGACAUUUUUUCUCUUUAUGUGUAUAUGAGGUUAACUUAUUUUUGAUCCUACGGAAAUGUUCAAGGUGGCUACACUGGAUAGCGGUUUGAGACUACUGGGAAGUGAUUUUGUUUGUUUUCAGAAAAAAAAAAAAUUAGUUUUUAUUUCAAGAUUUAGGCUGAUAUGGUUAUUUUGGUAAUUUUCAUUGAUCAUAAACGUUUUGUUAACACGGGCGCAGCCGCGACACCCUAUGGUUUUGACGUAAACACCAAAAGGUAUGCGUUCAUUUGUUCCCAAUAAAAUUGAAAUCUGAUUAUUUCAUACCGAACAUGGCAUUCAUCGUUAUCACCAGGAACACGUUGUUUAACGUCGAUAACUACUCUUACAGAAAGGUACAAGUUUUGAGUUGUGAAUUAAUGCCGCCUGGCUGUAGAUUAGAGACACAGAGGAAGACCGUCUCCUACCUAUAAAAGGCAGGGCGAUCUUCAGCUGGGUCGAAAUCCUCUUAUCUUGAGGCCAUCUCUCGAUUCUCUAUGUUUAACUUGCGACUAUACACUGCGCGUCAUAGCUAUAGACGCACCCCAUUUUUGCAGUUUUCAAAAGAUGUUUUGAACUUCCUGCUGUGAACCUAUUUUAUAAUAAACCUUGGCUGGAAUGAUUAACAUCAAAAAGAGAACACCAGAAGACUCGGUACAAAACAUUUUCGAAAUUCGUCAAAAAUAGUUUUUUGACCGGGUCAUAAUUAUAGACGCAGCCUGAGUCAGGUCUCAUUUUUUUGUCCAAAAGUCAAAUCAGUUUAGUUUUUCAAAAAAAUUUUGGUUUUGAGCUGAGUUAUGAAGCUUUUAGUGAAGCGCGAGAAAACCAAAAAAUCUGACGCUUUCCGAAUUUUCGGCUGCCGCCUCACUGCUUUGUCUCGUUUUCCAUUUAUAUUCAACCGUUUUUUAAUCGGUUUUCUGUUAAAACUAAUGAAACAGCAAUUUCUCGAAAAAAGUAGUGCACAGUCGAAUUCAAUAGCAUCUGAAAGAACAGACUGUCCAAAAGUCAAAUCAGUUUAGUUUUUCAAAAAAUUUUGGUUUUGAGCUGAGUUAUGAAGCUUUUAGUGACGCGCGAGAAAACCAAAAAAUCUGACGCUUUCCGAAUUUUUGGCUGCCGCCUCACUGCUUUGUCUCGUUUUCCAUUUAUAUUCAACCGUUUUUUGAACGGUUCUCUGUUAAAACUAAUGAAAAUGCCUCUAAGAUGGUAAUUACUAAUUCGUUCGAAAAAUAAGAAAAAAAAGGAUCCAUGGCACCAACAGAAAAACGAUUAUAUGAUACUUUCUGUUCAAAUCAUCAAGAAAGUACAGUCUAACAGUCACAUAAACAAAAUGAGAAAUAAUUUCAAUUAUCAUAGAAAAACACAGUUCUAAAUUCGUAGUUCCGGAUUUCCCAUUUUUCGGCCGUAAAACUCUUAUUUUCCAUCAGAACGGCGCAAUGUCACACUCACGACACCUUCGACGCGCAAAAACAAAAUAAAAAGUCGACCGUUUUCGAUCAUCCAAAACGGUCAUUCUUUUUUUCUGAAAAUGUAAAAUUUUGAAGGCAAAAACAUAUCCAAAGAGAAAACGUGAAACGAGUUUUCUCUUAACGAACGCUCCAAAAAACGUAAUUCAGUUUUGCGGGUGUUUUUUGUAAAUGCAAUUUUAAAGCUAUUUUGCUCGGAUUUUUGAUUUUGUUUUGUUUUUCGCGUUAUUUAGAUCUUUUUCAGAGAAGGUCUAGAGAAAAAGUGCCUUCAAGACUUUUUAGAAACCUUUUUUUUUCCAAAAUUUCUUGUUGAGACCUUUUGCACUUUUCCCGUGAAUGUAUAACUAUCCUUGAUUUGAAAUAAUGAAAUCAAAAAUUAGUAAACUAUUGAAAACUAUUAACACCAUGGUGAUAUUCACUGGUUUUUUAGAAUUUGUGUUCGUUGUUUUCGUACAACGCAAUACUGAACCAAAAACAGAGAGAAUAGGGGGAAACAUGGAGAAAACCUUUUUCUUUAACCUCCUACACUUUUACCCGAUUUUCGAAACGUUUCGACAGAGUGUCGUAAAAAACUGAUUCGACUUUUUUGAUUCGAACUUUUAACCUAGUUUCAAGUCGAAUGCGCUAUUUUUUAUUUUUAAAAGAGGUUUCUAUGUGGAAAAUAAGUUUUUUUAAUAUAGAAAAAAAUUAAAAAUUCCUGCGUAGCCAAUUCUUUGUGCGGCUGCGCAAACUUGAAAAAAACCUACAAGGCGUAUUAAUAAAUUUUUUUAACUUUCACUUAUAGAGAAAAAUUCUAACUAAAAACUUUAUUAACAGAAAUAUUAUUUUAUUUUCACUUGUUCAAAGCGAAAAAAAUAGACAUCGAAAUUUUUGGAAAAAUUCGUUUUAACAUGCUCACCGGUUGAAUGCGCUUUUUUUAAUUUUCAAAUUAUGAUCUUUAUUUGAUUCUUGAUCAAUUAAAAAUGAAUAAAUAAAAACUUCUGGGUAGGCUGAAAGUUCAAUGAUCGAAAGUGUGAAGCCAAAGUUAAAAAAAGAAUGAAAAAAACGCCAAAAAGACGGUUUUUAAAGCUUAAUCUUCAUGAAUAAUUUUUUUUAUGAUUCUCUUAAAGUGGCAUGAAAGAAAUGCGGUUUUUUGCAUUGAGUGAUUUCACUUCAAAAUUCUUUUGCGAGGAAAUUUGAAUUUUCUUCUUGUAUUCUCUUCAAAUCAAUUCGGAUUUCUUUGCGAUAUCAGAUAAACAGUUAAGCACACAAAGUAAAAUUCCAAAAAGGGUUUUUUGAUUUUGAAAACCUCAUGUUUAACUGGCCACGUGCCUUAAAAUUUGUCUUCAAACAUUCCAUCUCACCAAUUCAUUGAAAUUUGCAGGGAUAUGAGACUUUAAUAACUGUAAUCCGCCACGAGAUCGGUCACGCGCUUGGCAUCGGAUCAUUGACUGCAAAAUACCCGAAUUAUGCGUGAGGAAUUUUGUAAUUUACUGUAAUUGGAUAACGCAGUUCAAAAGAAGAUGAUUUGAAGUUUACUAUGACUUCAAGCGUUUCUAAUAGUUUACACACUCAAAAGAAAGUUUUGUGAAACGUUGCUACUUUACAAAACUGAAUAAUUUUUUGAAAAACACUAUGAAAGCAUAGGGGCAGUAAAAAACGGGGUUUUUAGGUGAAAGCAGUAUCUUAUAUAAUUUUUCAUUACGAAUUGAUUUGUGCUAUCAAGAAAAUUACAGAUGUGACUAGUUUUUAAGAAAAAAGCGAUUUUAAUUUUCCGCCUUUAAUUUUGAAAAAUACUUUGGAUCGGCGCUCGGACAACUGUUUACAGUGGCUGUGCACGCGAUGUUGCGGAUGCCUCAUUAGACUUGCAUUUUGUGGCAAAAAAAAUUCAUGUUGCUUUUUACGAACUCAUAUUUAUAUCACAACAACUACAGAUGUAUACAAAACUUUUGAACAAAGUUUUGUAAGGCUCCGCCUUUUUUGAGGAUAAAUUCUUCAUUUAUUCAGAUAGAGUUAUUUAUUCUGUUUCUCGUCUCGAUUUUCAGUCUCAAAAAAUCCCUUCUCGUGCAGCCUAGCUGUACCCUCAAAAAAAAAAAAAAAUAAAGCUCAAUCAGAGUCAUUCAUUUCAUUUCAAGUGUUUAUUCGCCAUUCCGCAAUCAGCACAAAUACAAAAAAAAAAAUAAAACAUCAUUUCAUUUCAAGUGUUUAUUCGCCAUUCCGCAAUCAGCACGACAAAUACAAAAAAAUAAAACAUCAAGACAAUCAAAUAAAUCUAACAGCUGAUCUGUGGAAACGGCUGGAGGAAAAAGAUUGUCUGAGUAGACGGUGCUAACCCCCAUUUGGUAUUUAAGUUUUUUUCUUUGUAUUUUUUUAAUAAGUUAGAAUUUUUUUCUAGAUUUUUAGUAGGAUCUAAUGAUUUUUAAAAAAACGAUGUGUUUGAUUCGAACCAUGAGGUGAGCAUAAUCUGAAACUUGCCGAUUUCGUAUUCAAUGAUAAUUUCUCUCUCCAGUUGGUUCCAAAUGGGUAUGACUCUAUGAUUUAGGAAGCGUUGUUUGAUCAAUUCAUCCAUUGGUUGAACAAGUCUCAUUCCAUUUCCUCUGAGUUGAUUAUUUCUACUGAAUUCAUCAUUAAUUUAACAGGCGACUCACUCCAAAAAAAUAUCCAUGAAUGUAUUUAUGAACGCAACAAACGUCUUUAAAAAAAGUCUUCUAGUCCAUAACGUCGAUAGUUUCAGUUUGGCUAAUCUACUGCGAUAAUCCAAUUUCGGAUAUAAUCUUUUGGUAAAUUUUUCUCUGGACUGAUUCUAGUUUAUUUAUAUCAUUCAAAUUUAGCGGGCACAUUAGUUCGGAUCCGUACUCAAUAAUAGGCAAGAUUUUUGGCUUUAUAGCAUUUUAGAAAGUUAUUUUGAGAGAAAUGAAAAACAGCGAAAUAAAUUAUUUAUUAUUUUCAUACAUUUUUUUGUACUACUAUACUCACAUAAUGCCCCAUUUUCAGAUUACUCGUGAAGAAGAAUCCCAGGUCUCUGACAUUUUGUUUAGUGCUAAGAGUUUGAUCGUUAAUUUUGUAUGUACUGGGUUCUGUCUUUUUUCCAAACUGAACUAACAUGCACUUCUCAGGAGAUAUUGAUAGUUGACGGCCCUCUAACCAUUGUUAUACAUUUUUUAAGUCUUCUUGAAGUUUGGCUUUAUGGUUUUGUUACAUUACUAGAUAAAUACAGUUUACAAUCAUCUGCGAACAUGCUCAAGUUACAGUAUUUAAUAACUUCUGACAAGUCAUUGAUAUAUACUAAAAAAACAUAAGAGGUCCCAAUGAGCUACCUUGCGGUACACCUGACGAUAUUUUUAUCUCAUUCGAAAUACUGUUAUUGACUUUAACUUUUUGUGAUCUAUCUUUCAAAAACUCUUCGAACCAGUUGAGUAUUACUCCCUUACAUCCGUAGGAUUUCAAGACUUCAAUCAAUCUUCUAUGACAAACCGUGUCAAAAGCUUUUUUAAUAUCUAAAUAUAUGACUUCAACGUAAUGAUUUCGAGUUUCCUCAAACAGAUAUUUUUGAAGUGGCAACAAUUGGGAGAUAGUACUGCGAUGAUUUAAAAAUCCAUGCUGGCUAUCAGAGAUGAGCGAAGAUUGCCACAUGUGGUUUCUCAAAGCUCUCACCAUUAAAGAUCAAGACAAUCAAAUAAAUCUAACAGCUGAUCUGUGGAAACGGCUGGAGGAAAAGAUUGUCAAUGAAAUUUUCGACUUUUUAGGGUUCAUAACUUUUUUCACAGACCUCCUCGGCAAUUUUCGAGAGAAGAUUUGGGAAAAGUAGAAAACUACAUCUAGUGAUGCAGAGCUUCUGAACACCUUUCUCUCAGGCGUUUUCAAUUUUUUUUUUCUAAAGACCUUCCAACUUCUAUUUUUUUUCCCAAGGUUUGCCUGACUAGUGAGUGCGUACCCGGCGUAAUAAGAAAGUAAGAAACUCCCAGAUAUUCUGUUUUUUUUUUUCGUUAUCCUCGAUAUCGCAUUACGCUCAAUCUUUUUUUUCCUUUUUUGCAGAGAGCACUUCGUCAACAGCACUCGGGAAAAAGUUUAUCCCGAAACAGAAGACGCUGAUAACGCGAAAGAAGUUUUUUUGGGAAUAUCUUUUUCGACAGCCCUUGCCGAGGCUCAAAAAUACUUUGAUUGUCCCGACCUAGAGUAUCUUGAGUAUGAAAACGGCGGCGGCUCUGGCUCUUUGGGAGCUCAUUUUGAGUUCGAUUUCCUUCCAGUACGUUUAACUAUCUUUCUGCUUUCCUCAUCCAAGGAGAAAAAAAAUUGAACGUUCAGUUUGAUACAAUGCGCAGCUCUGUACCACAGUUUCCAUCAUCUUUUUCUUCAAUCACCCUGGCUUUGCUGGAAGAUUCUGGAUGGUACAAAGUUAAUCUAUCGUGAGCGCAAUUUAAAGUUUUGAUAAUUUCCUUUUUUUUUUAAAGAAAAGCUGAUCCUCUGCCGCCACAUUUCGACAAAGAUCCCUGUCUUCGUGCCAAAUCUUGCAAGAUGUCUGAUUACACAGGCCAAUUGCACGUGAUCAUCAACUUUUUGCGCUCAUAAAAAUGUUUUUCAGAAAUUAUUUCAAGAAAUGCCAACCAGAUCGAAAAUCUCACUGGAAUCCAAUUCCUGAAUAUGAACCUACUUUUACCAAAUGUUAUCAUCCUAUGGUAACUAUUCUCUCAUAAAUUUUGCGUAACUUCUCUCAUAACGUGGACUUCGAGAGCUCUUCUGAAAACCUUAAAAGAUGAACGACUCCCUAUUAGGUUUUUUUUUUUGAAAAAUGCAAGAAGAAUUAUAAGCCCUUUUACAUUUCCUUGAGUAGAUUAAAAGUUACGUUUUUACCUUCCUAGAGGCUUUUGAUUGCGGAGGCCUUUUGCAAGAAGAACAUAAAAAUAGUGGCUGAUAUAGUCUGUUCAGAUUCCCAAUGUCAACCGGCUAACUCCGCCCCUGCUGGCACAAUAUAUUUUUGAGUCGAUUUUUAUUCGAUUUUUGAUCUCUUUUGUUUUCAAAGAUAAAAAUAUAAAACAAAAAAUGGAGCCAUAUUAAAGUUUCAUCGUCAUCUGCGAUGAAAAAUUAACACGAGAGAUAUUGUAGCCUCAGGAGCGUAGUUAGCUGCUUGAAAUUCGAAAUCUGAACAGACUGUACAAGUUCCACGAUGGAAGAACGAGAAUUCGGAUAAAAGUUCUUUCUCCUAAAAAAAAUAGUAAAGUAAAAAAAGGAGCUUUGUGAAACCAUCCAUAUAAGCUCAAAAAUGUGUUCAAAUAAAGUUCCAGAAAUAUUUUGACUGCUCUGCUUUUGGUAUUUUAGAAAAAUUAUCAGCAAUUUCUUCAACUUUCCCUUUUUUUCAGAUGACCCGUUGCAGUGAUGUCUUUGAUGAGGUUGGUGUUUAGAAAAAUUGAUUAAAUAAAAAAUCAACUAAUCAACAGACGUUUGUGCAGUAGUUCCAAAACCUAGCGCGGAUACAUUCUUUUCGAAUAACGUCACGUGUUUAGAAUCAGAACGGAAAGUUUGCGGGUGGUAUGAAAAAAAAGCCAGCGAAUUUUCGAACUCUUUCCGACUUCGGAGAGAGGGAUCGAUUCCCAGUCCAUCAAAGAUUGUUUGAGCAACUUUAUAGAAAAUUUCGAACCCUACGCAAAAAUGAACUUCCAUGUAUAGUCUGUGUACCACGACUUGGAGUUUCACCUAACGACAUUCCGCUGUUCCGCUGCGUGCUCGGCCACGCCUUUAAUUUUUUAUCUUAUUUGAGAACUCGACCAACACAUGUUUCUAGUGGAACGCUCCAUUUAUCAAAAAUGAAAACCAAUUCAAAGCGAGGCCGAGGCUCGCAAAGACUUCGCGACGCAGCAGAACAGCGGAAUGUUUUUCGGUGAAAUUCCAAGUCUUGGCACACAGACUAUAAAUUUUACAAAAGUGUGUAUUUUUGAAUAGUUUCGUACUAUGAUAUAUUUUUUUCAAUAAGUAGGGGGCGCAAAGCCCCGCCCCUUCACGCCACCAAAAUGACGAUUUUUUUGUUGCAAAAACGGUUUUGAGGCGUUUUUACUAGCUAAAGUCCCAUUUUAUAAAUGAACUGUUUCUGUUAAUCUAAGUAAUCGACAACGCUCUACAAGACGGAAUAUUUUAAAAACUAUGUAUUUUUCAAAAAUAAGCGAAAAAGUAAGAUUUAACACGAAAAAAACUGACAAGUUUCACAAAAUCGUCGCGUUUCAGAAAACCAAGUGAGGAACGCUUCCGAACUUUGAGUAUGUUAUACAUUAACACUUUCUUUAUUUUUUGAGUGAAAAUGAAAAAAAUCUACCGACGCGAAAAAAAUAUUAAAGCUUGUAAAGUGACACCAAACUUUGAAGCUGAAAUGCGAAAAAAAUUUUUCAGCGACAUGGUAUACUUUUUAUUUGAUUGAAUAACUAACAGUGUGUCCAAAAAAAUAACAAUUCAAAAAUGAAAAUAAUUAUUGGGACAGCGAAUCAAAUUAUAUUUGAGUUUUACCAAAAACCUCCUUUUUUUCGCCUGCCUCGUUGACGCAUGAGAGAAUAGGAUCGCGUCUAUAUUUUUUUCUUAUGUUAUUAAGCGUUCAAAAACUCUACCAAUGAAAAAAAUUAUGAAAAAAAUCGAUCGACGCGAAAAAUAACGGCUUUGAAAAACCCCGAAAAAAAUAGCAAUUUUUUUGAAAUUUCGGAAGAUUUCGUGCAAGUGUCCGUAGCCGUGUUUGCGUCAAACACACCGAUGCGCCCUUUUAAAUGUCGCAGGAGCCGUUUUUCGGAGUCAAAUUGCACACUUUCCUGUUUUAUUUCGAAAUAACAUUAUUUUUUCUCAUUUUUUCUUUUUUCCAAACCAAAUGAUAAUAAUUUUUCUGAUUAGAAAAAAGAAAAAUAAGCUGAAACUUCCUUGUGACCUUUUUUCUAAGUAGUUUUUUGAUAUUUUAUCAAAAAUUCUGAUGAUAGUUAUGCGAAUGAUUCAUGCCAAAACAUAAAGAUCAGUUCUGACAACCUCUCAGAACAGAAAACCGAUUUAAAAACGGUUCAGAAAUGCGCAAAAACAUUUAAAAAGAAAGCGUGCGGCAGCGGGUAAACCGUGAGAUUUCGCCUCCAGUUGUACGCCGCGCGCGCUCGUUUUUUGGCCAUAACUUUUUUCUUAGUGGAGCUUUUUUCUAAAACUAAACGGAUUAUGAAAAUGGACAGUCUCCUCUAUUGAACAGUGUAAAAAACAUAUUUUUUGGAUCGUUUUAAAGAAAUGGCUUGCGGACCCUAUCAAUAAGCGUUAAAAACGUAUCGCUACCACUUGAUGUCGCAGUUUCAAACGGAAACGAAUGAAUUGAAUUAUAGUGCCCUCAUACUUCUUUUUUCAAUGUCGACUGUUUUUGUGUGCAUUUUUUUUUCUUCAUAAAGACUUCGAGGUGCUUGGAGCAUGAUGGAGACAUUGAAUUUGAAAGCAUUCCACUACAAGCAAACGAUCCGCUUCUCCAAGUGCCCGUCAAUCCGGACAACCAAAAUUUUCCGCUCAAAAAAAAGGAUGUCAUGACUGGAGGAGAAUGUUAUGAGGUCUUCAUUUUUUCAUCGAAUGCUCAUAUUGAUACCAUUUACAGAUUAAAUGCCAAGGAAAGAAAGUAUUUUUCGUCUCGAAAGGAGUCACCUACGAGUGCAAAAAAGCUGGUGAAAAAAUUCAACUCGAUGAGGUUUUCGGAGCAAAAAAACUUUGAAUAUAUCAAUUACAGGAGUACAAACAUCCGAAUCACUAUACAAACUUUUUUGCCACUUCGUCGAUAAACGAUUUUCAGCCAUAUGAAGUUAUUUUUCUCCUAUUUUUUUUUGGUCAGGAGCGGGUAUCAGCUCGCAAAAGAUUUGAAUGAGGCCAAGUUCGCUGGAGCUUUUUUGCAAUCUUAUUCGAAACUGUUUCUCCCCCACGACCGAUUAGAUUGAAAAAAAAUUAGUUUGGAACUCUUAAAUUUGCAAAAAUAUGAGCCGCCAAGGAAUAUUCAAGCUAGUUUUCAAAAAGCUCCAGCUAAGUGAAGUUAGCAUCAAAAAAUUCCCUAAGUGGGAAAGUGUGUAAGGUGAACAUUGCAGAUCUCACUAAGAAUAACUGCCGAGAUAAACGCGAGACGCUGGCGGUACAUUGACGAGCUCGCAAACAUCUCGCAUUUUUUCUCGCGCCGGUCUCGCAUUUUUCUGGGCGCGAGCUCGCACUUUUCUAGGCGCGAGCUCGCAUUUCUCUUGCAUUUUGAAAAUUUCCGAAAUGCAAGAUAAAUGCGAGGUGGCGCCAAGAAGAAUGCAAGCUCGCGCCCAGAAAAAUGCGAGAUCGCGCCUAGAAAAAAGCGACAUGUUUGCGAGUUCGUCAAUGUACCGCCACCGACCUCGCGUUUAUCUCGUCAGUUAUUCUUAGUGCUGGUCCAAGCUUAUGUGGUAGGUGGUCCCAGGUUUGAGUAUUCGAAAACAAAAAUUCUAAUUUGAGACUACCUUCAACAGAAGUUUGGAUCAUAUCUGCAAUGUUCACCACGCAUACUCCCCUCGUAAGGAACGAGUCUAUCUUGAAUUUCGUGUUAACGCAUGAUUAUUAACGCAUGUUUAAUGUUAACGCGUGAUUCAGGUUCUGCGGAAGUACAAAAUCUCACGUACGGUGAUCUGCCCGGCGUACUGCGAAGUGUGCGACGAACAGGAUUCGGACGAAUGCUGUGGAAGCUCCACGUUGUCUCUAAUCCUCGCAUUCGUUUUGAUUUUCGCGUUCAAUGUCAUUUUCUGA